Aureobasidium subglaciale EXF-2481 is the source of this 675-nucleotide messenger RNA. RefSeq lists its product as uncharacterized. The record is from RefSeq and is a predicted model, not a curated record. The coding region runs from base 1 to 675 and encodes 224 amino acids. Gene Ontology annotation, biological process: protein dephosphorylation. Gene Ontology annotation, molecular function: inositol diphosphate tetrakisphosphate diphosphatase activity; phosphatase activity. Gene Ontology annotation, cellular component: cytoplasm. NCBI's taxonomy places the organism in Eukaryota, Fungi, Ascomycota, Dothideomycetes, Dothideales, Saccotheciaceae. The transcript is spliced from 3 exons.
AUGAAUCCGAAACUCAGCAUCGCCCCUCUCCCAGGACGCUUGCGAAUGUACGUCCCGCCGGUCAACUUCGGUGCCGUCGAGACAAACUCCAUCUACAGAAGUGGUUACCCAACCAGUAAGAACUUCGACUUCAUAAACAGCCUGAACAUCAGAACCAUUCUCACCCUGGUUCCCGAGCCUCUGUCAGAAGAGUACAUUACCUUCAUGGAGCAGAACCACAUUCGCCAUUAUCAGAUCCACAUACCCGCCAACAAAGACGGAAAGGUCAACAUUACUCCAGAAACAAUGGCAACUGCUCUUGCCGUCGUCCUGAAUCGCAACAAUCACCCUCUUCUCAUCCACUGUAAUCGUGGCAAGCAUCGCACUGGUUGUGUCACGGCCUGCUUCCGCAAGACACAAUACAUCCAGAACGAUCCAGCUGUUGCCGAGUACCGCGAUUAUUCAUACCCCAAGUGCCGCGACGACGACAUGCGCUUCAUCAAAUCUUUUGAUCCUAGCAUCGUGCUACCCAUCGCACAAUCACAAGGCUGGCUACCCACACCGCCACCAGAGCCCAACGACGGCUUCUGGCACCUGAAGCAGCAGACUAAAAUCCCGACCUACGAGGAUGUCGCUGCCAUCAAAUCGAAGGAUGAACAGCACCUUGACCAGACUGCUCGCAUAUCGGUCAGGUGA